This is a messenger RNA of Chanos chanos (milkfish), 468 nucleotides long. It is a transcript of the gene cox20, whose product is annotated as cytochrome c oxidase assembly factor COX20. Bases 43 to 399 code for a protein of 118 amino acids. NCBI's taxonomy places the organism in Eukaryota, Metazoa, Chordata, Actinopteri, Gonorynchiformes, Chanidae. The transcript is spliced from 4 exons. Gene Ontology annotation, cellular component: mitochondrion; mitochondrial inner membrane. Gene Ontology annotation, biological process: mitochondrial respiratory chain complex IV assembly. The record is from RefSeq and is a predicted model, not a curated record.
GGGAGACCUUCGAUAUAAGGUUAAUUACAACAGAAUGCGAAAAUGGCUGAGGAAGAGCAGAGUAGCAAGAAACAGUCGCUUAAACUGAUGGGGAUCCUUGAUAUUCAAAAUACUCCAUGUGCUCGCGAGGCGCUUUUGCACGGCGCAGGGGGAUCAGUGGUUUCUGGGCUCGCGUACUUUUUAGCGACAAGCAGAGUGAAGAGGUCUUUUGAUGCAGGUGUGGCUGGAUUUAUAUUAACAACACUCGGAUCGUGGUUUUACUGUAGAUACAAUAACGCCAAACUCCGGGUGCAACAGCGCCUCAUUCAGGAUGGCAUUAAAAAAAAAGUCAUGUAUGAAGGCACCAGUCUGGAUCCGUCCCGGAAACCGCGGGGAGAUGACGGCGGCUCACAGACAUGACCCGUUACCUUAGAGCUGCUCUUAGCGCCUGUCUCCUCACCUCCGUCAUAUUGUAUGGAACCAAGUGGU